Messenger RNA from Penicillium samsonianum, 1839 nucleotides. RefSeq lists its product as uncharacterized. The transcript is spliced from 3 exons. The record is from RefSeq and is a predicted model, not a curated record. The coding region runs from base 1 to 1839 and encodes 612 amino acids. Gene Ontology annotation, biological process: regulation of DNA-templated transcription; DNA-templated transcription. Lineage: Eukaryota; Fungi; Ascomycota; Eurotiomycetes; Eurotiales; Aspergillaceae. Gene Ontology annotation, molecular function: DNA-binding transcription factor activity, RNA polymerase II-specific; zinc ion binding; DNA binding.
AUGGACUCCACAUCCACAUCACACAAUUAUCGAGCUUCACGCUCAUCCUUGGCUUGCUCGGCCUGCCGCUCGCGGCAUAUGAAAUGCGACGGGAAGCGACCUAAUUGCGAUCGCUGCUCUGAGGCAGGCAAGCAGUGCAGCUACCCUCAAUCACGACGCGGUGGGCUUGACCGCACAGCUUUGGCUGAGCGCCGCAAACGCCUGGAAGCGGCAACGGAUACUCGUCAAGUUAAUCAUCCGAGUUCGCGAGGAGCAACACUCCCGAAACCCCAGGCGCGUAUCGCUCCGCACCUUCAGGUCGAUUCUCGCCACGAGCCUAGUAUGCUUGGUAUCAUUACUGGUGGUGGGACAGCCAGCACCUUCGUGCGAGCAGAACACGCAGCUCACUCGAACAAUAUCUGGAACGACCCGCUAAUUGAUUCAUACUACAAAACCUUUCACAUAUGCCACCCCUUCAUCUUACCAAGAAAACACCUGACAAAGUUGUAUCAAGAUCAGAGCAGACAACAAAGCUUUGCACCGCUGAUUGCCGCUCUUCGCUUUCUUGGCAAUAUUUACAAGGCACGAGAAUGGUCGAUACCGUUAAAACAGCACCUCGAAACAUCCAUGUCACAAGCGGUUGCAUUAGAUCCAAUUCUAGUUCAAUGUCGACUCUUAUACUCCAUGGCCUUAUUCUGGUACGACUACAAGGAUGAUUCCAAAUUGCAGGUGACCAUGGCAAACAAGCUCGCUAUCGACCUACAAAUGUUCCAUCCCGGAUUUGCGGCGGCGCAAGGAGCCGACGAUCUUGUGCUGAGGGAAUCUUGGAGAAGAACAUGGUGGAUGCUGUAUAUCGUGGACACAUAUUAUGCCGGCACCUUGGGGACAAUGAACCUUCAGGUUGUAAACAUUGACACGACUAUGGAAUUACCGUGUGAUGAGUCGGACUACGAGUCAGGGAAAAUACCGCCCCCCAGAACUCUACAGGAAUUUAAUUGCCGCGAAUUUGGACCCGAGAACAUACACUUUUCAUCGUUCGCAUAUCUGGUUGGCGCCGUACAGUGCGCCGCAUCUGCCAUAUCUACAACCCCCAGAAUGAUCGCGGAAGAAGACUCGAUACAUAUAAUCCAAUCUGUGGACUGUAGCCUUGAUGGAUGGCGACUUUUGUUACCCUCACAUCGCAAACAAAUCAUGGACGUGACCGGUGAAGUCGACGAGCUCAUGUUCCAGGCUCAUUUGGUGAUUCAUGUGUCAACAAUCGCACUUCACCGUCCCUUGUCAGCCCUAAGAUUCAACGCAGUCGAGAAUGUAUCCAGCUGUGCCCGUGAGCCGCCCCUUGAUACGCCCACACCCGAGAUGGUUAACGUACACACCACCAGAGUGUUACGGGCUAUAGAGGCACAAAUCCGCCUCUUAGCCUUACCAGUUCGACAGUUUCACCACACACCCUUCACCACUUGCAUGGUGACCGAAGGGACAUUGGCGCUGCUUUCAGCCUGCAGUGCCAUCCUCAAGGGGAGUGAUCUCGCCAUUGCAAGAGAUCAGAUUCGGAUGACGCUUGGAUGUCUCAAGGUACUGGGAGAAGUGUGGCCGAGAACAGCGAGGAAUGUGCGCGAGAUACAAGUGAUUGCUCAAUGUGUACUGGGGCUUGAAUAUGUGGCGAAUAAUGGCAAUGCGUUUGGACCUAGUGAUGUCCCGUCUUUGGAUACAGAAGGGACAGAUUGGGGUUUGAAUACCAGCGAUAUACCGAACACCAACAUCGAUAUGAGUGCAAUCAUUGGGACUAUCGAUGAUCUGUGUGGUUGGUAUAAUCUUGAAAAUCCGGAUGAACUUCCGUGGGGAAUGAGUUAUGGACUAUAA